Molecule: messenger RNA, 846 nt
Organism: Dujonia railenensis
Lineage: Eukaryota; Fungi; Ascomycota; Pichiomycetes; Serinales; Debaryomycetaceae
Source: the annotation of a GenBank genome assembly
AUGGAUGGUGUUCAGAUUACUUUGUUGACCCUUUUAUUAGGGUUGUUAAUAACAUUGGGUGUUUCAUACUUCCAAUCGACCACUUUCGGUAAGAUAGGUGUAAAGUCUAAGCAUAAUAGACCAACAUUUAUGAUCUUGGGGCCAAACAAUGCUGGAAAGACAGCCCUCUAUUUCCGAUUAGUGAAUAAGCUUGAUGAUGAAGAUAGUGGUAGUGGUAGCAGCAAGAUAUCGCCUACAGUCUCAUCUAUUGAGCCAAACUUUGGUGAGGUAAACUUACCGUUUUCUAGUCCCUCCAUUGGGAAGCCAUUUCAAUUGAUUGAUUUCCCUGGUCAUUUAAAAUACUCUCAGUUACUUUCCAAGUUAAUGCUCGAAGAAGUCACUUUACGUAAGAUAAAGGGUGUGGUAUACGUUAUCGAUUCUAGCAGCGAACUUGUGGAAAUUGCAAAGAACCUUUUCAAACUCUUCCCAUUAACAGAGAGAUUAACCAAUGGUAUCGACUUCCUAUUUGCUGUUAACAAGAAUGACCUUUUUAACAGUAGACCGGUUUUCAAGAUUCAAGAAAUUUUGGAACUGGAGAUCUCAAAGUUGAUAAAGCAAGAACUCAGCGAAAAGAGUAGAGUUGGCGGAUCGGGAAUCGAUCAAGGCGACGAUGACGAUGAUGUAGAAGAAGGUGUGGCAAGUUUCGGUGACACUAGAGACUUUUGGUCUUCUGUGGUAUCAUCCAAGCAAGAGUUCAAAUUUGAAAUGUUGGAAGGUAACAUGGACUUUUACAGUGGGUCUGUACUUAAGAAUAAGAUUAGCCCUUGGGAGAAUUGGUUUGAUGAGAAGGUUGUUAAUACUACUUGA